Molecule: messenger RNA, 3635 nt
Organism: Budorcas taxicolor (takin)
Lineage: Eukaryota; Metazoa; Chordata; Mammalia; Artiodactyla; Bovidae
Gene: CLN5
Product: CLN5 intracellular trafficking protein
Exons: 4
Coding region: 1-1083 (360 amino acids)
Biological process (GO): lysosome organization
Cellular component (GO): lysosome; lysosomal membrane
Molecular function (GO): hydrolase activity, acting on glycosyl bonds
Source: RefSeq, a predicted model, not a curated record
AUGGCGCAGGCGGGGAGUGCCGGUGCGGGGGCCUGGGGUCGGCGGGGCGCGGGCGCAGGUGCGGGCCCGGAGCGCGCGCCUGGGCGCUGGGCCCCCGCGCUGCUCUGGCUGGCGGCGGCGACGGCGGCGGCGGCGGCGGGCGACCCCUCCCGGCGCCAGUGGCCGGUGCCCUACAAACGCUUCUCCUUCCGUCCGGAACCAGAUCCUUAUUGUCAAGCUAAAUAUACUUUCUGUCCCACUGGCUCCCCUAUCCCGGUGAUGAAGGAUGACGAUGUCAUUGAAGUCUUUCGAUUACAAGCCCCAGUGUGGGAAUUUAAAUAUGGAGACCUCCUGGGACACUUGAAAAUCAUGCAUGAUGCCAUUGGAUUCAGGAGUACUUUAACGGAGAAGAACUACACGAUGGAAUGGUAUGAACUCUUCCAACUUGGAAACUGCACGUUUCCCCAUCUCCGACCUGAAAUGAAUGCCCCUUUCUGGUGUAAUCAAGGAGCUGCCUGCUUUUUUGAAGGGAUUGAUGAUAAUCACUGGAAGGAAAAUGGGACGUUAGUUCUAGUAGCAACCAUAUCAGGAGGCAUGUUUAACAAAAUGGCAAAGUGGGUAAAACAGGACAAUGAAACAGGGAUUUAUUAUGAGACAUGGACUGUCCAAGCCAGCCCGAAAAAGGAGGCAGAGAAAUGGUUUGAAUCCUACGACUGCUCCAAAUUUGUGUUAAGGACCUAUGAGAAAUUGGCUGAACUUGGAGCAGACUUCAAGAAGAUAGAAACCAACUAUACAAGGAUAUUUCUUUACAGUGGAGAACCUACUUAUCUGGGAAAUGAAACAUCUGUUUUUGGGCCAACAGGAAACAAGACUCUUGCUUUAGCUAUAAAAAAAUUUUAUUACCCUUUCAAACCACAUUUGUCAACUAAAGAAUUUCUGUUGAGUCUCUUGCAAAUUUUUGAUGCAGUGGUUAUACACAGAGAGUUCUAUUUGUUUUAUAAUUUUGAAUAUUGGUUUUUACCUAUGAAAUCCCCUUUUAUUAAAAUAACAUAUGAAGAAAUCCCUUUACCUAACAGAAAGAACAGAACACUCUCUGGUUUAUAAAACCUUAAUUCUACUGCUUUUCUUUCUACCAGCACAUCAGUUUUUCAGGGAGUGGUUUUACAAGUGUGGGAUUUCUUAGGCCUUUCUUCCUUGGGGCAGAAAGCUAACAUACUUAUGGGGAGCAUUGCUUGCAUAAUGGUACCUCAAGAAUUUUUGGAAAGCUGUAAACUCUUACUGUGUUGGCCAAAGUGAACCCAUGAGGUGAUCUGGAUUUCAAUCUCCAAGCCUUCGUUCAUAUGAGAAUUAUAUCACGUCAGAUAUAAAGGAUCUUUGGACUCGAUGUUACAUUGUGGGUAUGGUGUGCCAAGGCUUAAAUUAAAAUACCUUUGGUGACAUUCUCAUGGUGGAAGCUACUUUUUCAAGGUAUGAUGGUUACGCAUUUUCUCAUUUAAGUACGUUUUGGUAGUUUUAACGGACUUUAUAGCCUUUUUAACUUCAGGAGCCAGGUCUUGCAGUUUGAUUUUGUUGUAUUCACUUACCUUUAAAGCGUAAUUUGGACACCAUAGCUGGAGCGGUCGUGUGUCCAGAUGCGGUAAAAUCAGUGGUAAACAGCACAGGUUUCCACCUAACGUUUCAGAACUAGCCAGUAACCAGCAAUUUGUGACUUAAGCAACUUAACAUUUCCUAACGUCAGUUUCCUCAUCUCUAAAGCGAUGUUAGGACUGUUACAAAGAUUGAAGCCAUGUAUAGUUUGGUCUAGUGAGGCCCCAGUAAGUGGUUAACUGUAAUGAUUAAUCAAAGAAGAAACUGCCAUCAUUGAUCUUAUCUAAUGUUUACAUGCCAGCCUCUCCUGACUUUGUAACAACCACUUAGCCAUUGAACUGGCAGCUUAGUGCUCCUGCAGUUCUUCAAACAUACAGGUCGUGGGAGCAGCUGACUGCAAGUUAUGUCUGGGUGAAUAGGCACGCUCUUAACUCCUCACUGCUUCACAGUCCUUCCGCCACACACUAAAGAUACAGCAAUAGAUGGAGGUACACUUCCCAGAGAGAGGGCAGGUUUUUGUCAGGGAUCACCAAGUAGCUCUGCUUCUCUUAGGGCCGUCAAACAAGGUUUCAAGGUCCUUAAAGUGGCUGAUGAUCAACUGAACACCUUAUUUCUCUCCAUUGGAAAAAAUACUAGUCAGUAAAAUGAUGCAGAGAUCAGAGGAAACAGUCUGUAUUUAAUAUUUAAACAUACCAAUCCUAUUCCGUUUCUGCCCACAUUUGAGUGCUUCCUAAGAGGUUAGCACACUGAGUUUUCAUAAAAAGCCUAAGCAUAGGUACUGUUUACAUGAUUCAAAUGAGGAAACAGACCUUUCCACAGCUACCCAACUAGUGGUAAUGGAGCCUUAUUUUGAACCAGGUUCUGCUGACUGAAUGGGAUGCAGUCAAGCAGGGUUUUUCAGCGCUCCUCAAAGUGUGGUCCUCAGACCAAGGCCUGGGCCAAAUGUGACUAACCCCAUGUGUUACUGGUCUGUGAGGAGGUACUCUGAAAGCAACUUAGACUAAUUUUGUUUCUGUUGAAUCCUAAUUUUAAAAAAAAAUGGAGCUUGUACUUUGUCUUUGCUUUUCUUUCACUUGCCUAGGAAUUCAUAAGUCGUCUUCAAAACUAGAGGCACUAAAACACAGUCUGAAAACAAAAACCCAGCCCUUUAGCACAAGUAGCUCGAGAAGCACCACACCAUUAUGCUGAUGCCUGCUGCAGGGAGGGCGUCUUACCCACGUGGACACACAGAACUUGCUCUCACUGCCUCCAUCCAGCUGACUCAUGUUAAUAGCAUAAAACAUUUCUCAUUACUUUUGCCUCUAACCUGCUGGAUGUCUUCAGAAUGUGUCCUAAGAAAACUUGGAUUCUGCAUUAUCACCAUCUAGUGGCUAAAAGCAGGCAAUGUCAGCUUCUACAGACUUCUCAGGAAAACGGCUCUGGGAAACUGUUUUGGACUUCUAGAACUGCACUGGGGUAACAAGCAGAAACUGCUGUGCCAGGUUUGUGAUAACUGUCAAUCAGAGAACUUCGCUGCAAAGACAAAUCAGCACAACCGUACCUGGGACUUGAAUGCAAGAUUCUAACAGUUACAUUGCUUCCCUAGUGGCUCAGAUGGUAAAGGAUCUACCAGCAAUGCAGGAGACCCAGGUUCAAUCCCUGGGUUGGGGAAGAUGCCCUGGAGAAGGAAAUAGCAACCCACUCCAGUAUUCUUGCCUGGAGAAUCCCAUGGAGAAGCCUGGCAGGCUGCUUACAGUCCAUAGGGUCUCAAAGAGUGAGACACAACUGAGCAACUGACACACACAAAAAGCAUUCACAGGUUUUCUAAGAAUACUAACUGGAGAAAUUCUAUGAAAGUGACAUAUAGACUCAGGUGACUGUAACAGACUACGGCAUUCAUGUUAAGUACUGCUGAAGAAUUUAUCAGACCUGCCAACUAUGCUUAGAAGAUGAAGGCUUUGAAGCAGAGAUGAUUCAGGAACAAGCUUUUAAAAUGAUUAUUGGGAAACCAAAACAAUUCCCAAUUAAAUUUUGCUGUCAUCCGAACUACUAUGUAACUUACACGCGAUUUCUGUUUUUCUGUUAAGUUG